AUGAAAAAUUUUGAAGAGUAUCAUGACUUAUAUCUUGAAACGGAUGUACUUUUACUUGCAGAUGUUUUUAUGAAUUAUACAAUUAUAUGCUUACAGGAUGAUGGCUUGGAUUCUUUCCAUUACGUUUCAGUACCAGGAAUGUUUAACGAUUCACUAUACAAAAGUAGCGGAGUCAAAAUCCAGUUAAUAUCAGAUAUGGACAAGUAUUUAACAGUUGAAAAUGGAAUUCGCGGAGGAAUGACAAUAGUAAGCCAUCGAUAUGUUAAGGCAAAUAACGAGAAAUGUCCCGACUACAACUCUAGUAAAACAAAAUCAUGGAUUAUAUAUGAAGAUAUGAGUGCUUUAUACUCAGGAGCUAUGACGCAAUACUUGCCUACGAAAAUUUUGGAUAAGGUAACUCCAGAGGAAAUACCUGUUAUUCAAAGCAUUGCUUCGGAUGCAGAAAUAGGAUAUAUGUUAGAGACUGAUAUAGAGGCCUUAAUAAACUUGCACAAUUUCUUUGCAGAUUAUCCAUUAGCUCCAGAGAAACAAAUAAUACCAGAAAACUGGCUUAGUUUGUAUAAUGAAAGGUUAGUACGCGAUAAAGAGUUUAGAAGAGGAAAAUACGUAUCAGGCGAAAAGUUACUUCAAACCUUUUUACCGAAGAAAAAUUAUGUAGUUCAUUAUCAAGCACUCCAGCUAUACAUGAAGUAUGGAUUAAAAAUUACAAAAAUCCAUGUAGCAUUAAAAUUUAGACAAUCUCCAUGGAUGAAAACGUAUAUUGAGGAAAAUAUUCGCAAACGCAAGAUAGCUAAGUCUAAUAAGGAUGAAUUCGGUGUGAUAUAUUACAAGCUAAAAAAUAAUGUCAUAUUUGGGAAACAAAUGGAGAAUGUUCGCAAACACAUGAGAGUAGAAAUACUUUAA
Molecule: messenger RNA, 903 nt
Organism: Acaulospora morrowiae
Lineage: Eukaryota; Fungi; Glomeromycota; Glomeromycetes; Diversisporales; Acaulosporaceae
Source: the annotation of a GenBank genome assembly